GUCAUUGUGUGCGUAUUUGCAUUGUAAAUAUGAUCAUUUCGCAAGACUUACCAAAGUUUGUCUAAAGCCUGGUUAACGUUCUUCUCGUUUUGUCAAUUGUAAAGGAAUUGGUCUAAACGUAUAGAGUGCUGUGUAUGGAGAUCGUUUAUGUUCAAUCUAUUAACAAGAUGACAAAAAUGGAAAGAAAUACACCAUCAUUCAACUGCCUGCUGCUAGUGGUAUUUCUUGGUUUCCAAACAUUUUGCUGUGAAGAGAUCCCAUUAAAAGAAGAUCAUACUGCUGCUCCCAGUGUCCCUGAUUUCAAUGGAACCCAGUAUGCUGUCUGUGAGAUGAGGCCCAGCUCUUUAUUGCCCGAGGGGCAGCUUCAGAUUUACGGGCAGGUAUUGUUCAGGCAGGUUCACCCCAAGGGCACGCUACGGGUACUGAUCAACCUACAGGGCUUCCCCUCCAAUGAUGACCAGUCUAGAGCUAUCCAUAUCCACGAGUUUGGGGACCUGAGCAGUGGCUGCGAUUCGACUGGUGGCCACUACAAUCCACUGAAGGUCAACCACCCCAAUCACCCCGGAGACCUUGGAAACUUCUCGGGUCACAACAGGAGCAUCCGGCAGGUUCUGAUAGCCCCAGCGACGCUGUUUGGGGAGCUUUCUGUCCUGGGUCGGGCCGUGGUGAUCCAUGCAAAAGAGGAUGACAUGGGCCUGGGAAGCAAUGAGGGGAGCCUUCUGCAUGGGAAUGCAGGCCAGAGGCUGGCCUGCUGCAUUAUUGGAGUCAGUACCUCCAGACACUGGAAUAAAACAGUGGAGCCUACUGUGGAAGAAUAAACCAUGCAAACGCCGUAAUCAGCCACUGAGUAUCUUCACAGAUUCCAUACAACAACCAGAUACUAUGCUCCGUGUUCACAUUCAAAGUUGUGUUUUUCAGCCUUUGAAACAUUUCAGGUAGUUACAUCUUGUGAAUAUCCAUGAAGGGGACAAUUUUCUGGAAAUGGCUGUAGUGUACUUGGACAUUCCUCCAUAUUCAUAAACUUUGAUAUCACUACAGAACCUCCUGUAGUUAGAAAGUAGCCAGGAUGGAAGAAAAGCAGGAACUAGCCUUCUGGCAAGUGUAAGGAAUCUGUGAAAUGAUGCAGUGAUGUGAAUCAAAAUUAGAAUCAGAUGGAGAAGUGAAGGUGAUCAAAAAUGACAUGUAUUUUGGAAAAUGACACAGGACAUACAGACUAAAUUACCUAUCACUGACAGUCUAUAUUAACAUUAUUAAUCACAGUCCUUAACCUUUUUUAUUAAAUGAAAAUUUUAACAGAAUAAUAUGGUGAUAAUUAUGUGUAAUUGUGUGCUAUUCAUCAAAAUAAAAUGGCAGGCAAAGUUGA
Anguilla rostrata (American eel) is the source of this 1363-nucleotide messenger RNA. Its product is annotated as extracellular superoxide dismutase [Cu-Zn]-like. Gene Ontology annotation, molecular function: copper ion binding. The record is from RefSeq and is a predicted model, not a curated record. Gene Ontology annotation, biological process: superoxide metabolic process. Lineage: Eukaryota; Metazoa; Chordata; Actinopteri; Anguilliformes; Anguillidae. The transcript has 2 exons. Bases 135 to 818 code for a protein of 227 amino acids.